GCAGCUAAUCAGCCACCGUCGACAAUUCAUUAGCGUGUUUCGUAGCACCACUAUCCUUGUUUAACAUGUUCCGUUUCGUGUUCGCUGCUACCCUGCUCGUGGCCACCGUUGUGGCGGGACCGCUCGAUCGGCCCUACUCGCAACACCAAAACCCGGACGCUCAUGCCCAGAUUGUAGCGUACGAGAAUGUGCUGAAGGACGAUGGUCACUACAGCUAUAGCUACGAGACGAGCAACGGUAUCGCUGCCCACGAGGAAGGUCUCGGAGCUCACAGUGCCAACGGUGUCUUCUCUUACACCGGACCGGAUGGUGUGCAGUACCGUGUUGUGUACGUAGCCGACGAGAACGGAUUCCAGCCCCAGGGUUCUCAUCUGCCGACGCCGCCACCAACUCCCGAGCACGUGUUCAAGACGCUCGAGCAGAUCCGUGCCAACCCGCCCAAGGACCAGAAGGACUUCAGUCUGGAAGCGCUCGAUGCCACCAUCGCUCGGCUGCGACAGUACUAAAGUGCUGGAGUGCUGGAUCGGAACUGGAUCAUACCCUUCUCAGGAUGGAAAUCACUAGCCAACGCUCAUCUCAUCGGACGUCCUGUGUGUGUUAGGACAUGCAUCAAUCACUUCACUUUGCCAUUUCGCCCAUUCACCACGCAGUAGGAUUAAGUAGAAAAAUUAAAUUUCGUUGUUGAAUUUGUUUGUUAUCCCCAAUCGGAAAUGAAAUAAAACCGGUGUCAAAUAUUAUAGGUAUGUUGUUUUAUUUACGUACAGAGUUUAAGAACAUUAAUGAAGAGAACCAGAAAUUAAGUCGGAUUAAAUAAUUUCUAGAAGUAGUUACAUGAUCGGAUUACACAUUGACCCAAUAACCAACAUUGGAUUAACUUUGUUCUUUCUUUUUUCGGUCAAACCCUUCGACUCAGAAA
Messenger RNA from Anopheles funestus (African malaria mosquito), 916 nucleotides. RefSeq names its product cuticle protein CP14.6-like. NCBI's taxonomy places the organism in Eukaryota, Metazoa, Arthropoda, Insecta, Diptera, Culicidae. The coding region runs from base 66 to 506 and encodes 146 amino acids. The record is from RefSeq and is a predicted model, not a curated record. Gene Ontology annotation, molecular function: structural constituent of chitin-based larval cuticle. The transcript has a single exon. Gene Ontology annotation, cellular component: chitin-based extracellular matrix.